Molecule: messenger RNA, 1662 nt
Organism: Trichoplax adhaerens
Lineage: Eukaryota; Metazoa; Placozoa; Uniplacotomia; Trichoplacea; Trichoplacidae
Exons: 11
Coding region: 1-1662 (553 amino acids)
Biological process (GO): retrograde vesicle-mediated transport, Golgi to endoplasmic reticulum; endoplasmic reticulum to Golgi vesicle-mediated transport; Golgi localization
Cellular component (GO): cytosol; COPI vesicle coat
Source: RefSeq, a predicted model, not a curated record
AUGGUUCUCCUAUCGGCAGCUAUUUGCAACAAGAGUGGCAAAGGACUGCUAUCUCGGCAGUUUGUUGAAAUGUCACGAUCACGAGCUGAAGGGCUACUUGCAGCCUUCCCCAAGUUGAUGAGUAACGGAAAACAGCAUACUUUCGUUGAAACAGAAAGUGUUCGCUAUGUUUAUCAACCUUUAGAGAAAUUAUUUGUCUUACUCAUUACUACCAAGAAUAGUAAUAUACUGGAAGAUUUAGAAACGCUAAGGCUAUUUUCGCGAGUUGUGCCUGAAUAUUGUGGUUCUUUGGAUGAAAAAGAUGUUCUUGAUAAUGCAUAUGAAGUUAUAUUUGCUUUUGAUGAGAUUGUGGCACUAGGUUAUCGCGAAAGUGUCAAUUUGUCACAAGUUAGAACUUAUAUAGAAAUGGAAAGUCAUGAAGAAAAUGUUUAUCAAGCUGUCCGUAAGUCACAAGAAAAGGAAGCCCACGAAGCCAUGAAGAAAAAGGCAAAAGAAAUUGCUCAACAAAAGAAAGAACGAGAAAAAAUGAAUCGUGGUAAAGGUGGUACGUCAAAUAUGAGUAGCUUAAUGUCAGGAACAUCUCGUUUGUCUCCAGAUGUACCAAUGGUCGGAGAUACAACCAGUUCUGUAUCGACUUCAUCGAGUAAACCGCAGAGUACAUUCACAAGUAGUUCAAGACCUAGUGGAUCUAGCCGUGCUUUGAAAUUAGGUGGAAAGGAUAGAGAUCUUAAUACGUUUGUAGACAAACUAAAAGCUGAAGGAACUGGUAAUUAUGAAACAAAAUUUUAUGCAGGUUCUAUUAUAUUCUCUUACAAUUAUUGCUCUUCCAACUCUCGAUAUGGAUUAACUUUAGAUGUGAUUGCAUCAACGGCAAAACAUUCCAUUGCUUCAGCCAAUAAACCAGAGCCCCCAACCAGUAAUGUUAUCCAAUCAGGUAUUCACCUUAAAUUAGAAGAGAAAAUUAACCUACAAGCUCGUCAAGAUGGUAGUUUAGAAACUAUGGAGGUCUUGGGCAACCUAAUAUUACGCAUUUCUGAUGCUGAUAAGCAGAACAUACAUGUUUGGGUAAAAAAUGAUGAGGAUCGAGAUGUUCAGACACAGACUCACCCACAUGUGGACCGCAAGUUUUUUGCGCAAAAAUCAAUUAUUGCAUCCAAAUCUGCUUCAAAGCCAUUCCCAUUGAAUAACGACGUUCCUGUUCUCAGAUGGAGAUAUCAAACUUCCGAUUCAAGUCAAAUGCCAUUGUCAAUAAAUUUAUGGCCGUCUUAUAAUAAUGGUAUGACAGAAGUAAAUGUAGAAUAUGAGCUUGAGCAAGAAGACUUAACGCUCAAUGACGUCAACAUUGUUAUACCGAUACCGCAUGGGUCUGGAAGUCCAGUUGUUAAAGAAGUGGACGGAGACUAUGAUUAUGACAAUGGAAAGUCCUGUUUAAUUUGGUCUUUACCAGUUAUGGAUGCCUCAAAUAAGGACGGCAGUUUGGAAUUUACCGUAGCUGGAGAUCAAAGUGAUUUCUUUCCUAUAUCCUUGUCGUUUUAUUCUCCCAAUUUGUAUUGCCGUCUUUCGAUUGCAGGAGUAAAAGCGGCUGAAUCUGGAAAAGAUAUAACUGACUUUAGCAGCGAGAUGUUCUGUAAACCGGACAGAUAUUUGAUUGGCAAUGUGUAA